AUGGUAUACAGGGCAGUGAAAGAGGCCAAAGAGAGGAUUAUGGGAAAUGAAAAGGAACAGUAUGGGAAGCUUAGGGACUAUGCCAUGGAGAUCAUUAAGAGUAAUCCGGGAUCGACUGCAAGAGUUGAUGUGAUCCCAAUCCCUCAAUCCCUACCUGUCUUUGACAAAAUAUAUAUCUCCUUUGAGGGUUGUAAGCAAGGCUUUAAGUCUGGGUGUAGGCCUUUCAUCCAUCUAGAUGGAGCUUUUUUGAAGACAUAUCAUGGAGGUCAACUACUAUCAGCGGUGGCACAGGAUGCCAAUAACCAAUUCUAUGUAGUAGCAUAUGGAGUUGCAAGAUCGGAGACGAAGGAAUCCUGGAAAUGGUUCCUCACACUGCUUCAGGAAGAUCUAGGUGAUGCACACCAAUUUGGUUGGAACUUUAUGUCCGACCAACAAAAGGGUCUGCUACCAGCCUUAAAGGAGGUAAUGCCAAGAGCACAUCAUCGGAACUGUGUGAUGCACCUGUGGAAAAACUUCAUAAAUAGGUUCAAAGAUAUGCACAUUAGAGACAUUGUAUGGGACUGUGCUAGGUGCACCACUGAACCAGAGUUCAAAGAGACCAUGGAGAAGCUGAAGGGGGUGAAUAAGGCUGCAUGGGAAUAUUUGAUGAGGUUUGAACCAGCCACUUGGGUUAAGGCUUUCUUCAGUCAUGGCCCCAAGGUGGAUAACCUGACUAACAACAUGUGCGAGGUCUUUAAUUCAAAGGUCGUUAAGUACAGAAUCAAGCCAGUUUUGACUAUGUGUGAGGAAAUUAGGUGCUAUCUAAUGCGGAGAAUGACCAAGCAUAUUAGGCUGUUAGAGCACCAUAGUGGAAAGCUUGCACCCGUUCAGGAGAAAAGGUUGCAGAGGCUGAUAAAACCCAGCAGCAGGUGGAUUGCUGAAUGGGUGGGAGAUAACGAACGAAAAAGAUUUCAAGUUAGCAGAAAGCAAACCAAAGUAGAUGUGGAUUUGAUCAAACACACUUGUUCAUGCAAUGUUUGGCAACUGACCGGCAUGCCAUGCAUUCACGGUAUUGCUGCAAUUAGAAAGAGGCAUGACCAGGUAGAUGAUUAUGUGCAUCCCUGGUUAUGUAUGGAAUCUAUUCACAAGACAUAUGCACAUUGCAUAAAACCAGUACCAAGUGAGGAAUUUUGGGUAACCACUGACCAGCUGAGGCCUGCUCCACCACCCAUCAAGCGACCUAUUGGGAGGCCUAAAGAUCAAAGCCAGACACAGACUGAAAGUUUGGCUGAGCAUAGUGCUGUGCAAGAGAAUCCUACAAAUCAUGACAUGAGCCAGAAUGCUGCAGCAACAACAACAUCUGCUCCAGUCCAAACUCCAUUCAGGCCUCCAUCCCAGCUGCCAAGAAUGGGUCAAACCAAAAUCCCAGCUGCUGCCUCCAAAUUCAGACCCAAGCAGACAAUCAGAAGGCCCCAAGCAAGUGCAAAUCCACCUCCAACUCCACCCUCGGAUACCACCCAGACUCAAAGCACCAGUGCCAGUGUCGCAACAUCAGAGGAGACCUUCAAAGUCGUUGGCAGUGAGGCCAUAGGAAUGAAUUUCAUCCCAAAUGCUGGAUCCAAGAAUCAGAAGAACUGA
Arachis stenosperma is the source of this 1617-nucleotide messenger RNA. RefSeq lists its product as uncharacterized. Gene Ontology annotation, biological process: DNA transposition. NCBI's taxonomy places the organism in Eukaryota, Viridiplantae, Streptophyta, Magnoliopsida, Fabales, Fabaceae. Bases 1 to 1617 code for a protein of 538 amino acids. Gene Ontology annotation, molecular function: zinc ion binding; transposase activity; DNA binding. The transcript is spliced from 5 exons. The record is from RefSeq and is a predicted model, not a curated record.